AUGUCCAUGAUCUCAGAGCUCUACAUCACUGAGGGAGGGACUGAAGAGGUCAACCAGGAACACGAGGUCGGGCAGAUUGAAGCAACAUCCAGGAAACCACACAGACCAGAGACUACCAUCAGACAGGAGGACAUCUUUAAAGCUAUAGCUGGUGGAGAUGAACCAAUCAGGACAGUGAUGACGAAGGGCGUGGCUGGCAUUGGGAAAACAGUCUUAACACAGAAGUUCACUCUGGACUGGGCUGAAGGCAAAGCCAACCAGGACAUCCAGUUCACAUUUCCAUUCACUUUCAGAGAGCUGAAUGUGCUGAAAGAGAAAGAGUUCAGCUUGGUGGAGCUCCUUCAUCACUUCUUUACUGAAACCAAAGAAGCAGGACUCUGCAGGUUUGAGGACUUCCAGGUGGUCUUCAUCUUUGACGGUCUGGAUGAGUGUCGGCUUCCUCUGGACUUCACCAACAAUGAGAUCCUGACUGAUGUUAGCCAGUCCACCUCGGUGGAUGUGCUGCUGACUAACCUCAUCAGAGGAAACCUGCUUCCAUCUGCUCGCCUCUGGAUAACCACACGACCUGCAGCAGCCAAUCAGAUCCCUCCUGGGUGUGUUGACAUGGUGACAGAAGUCCGAGGGUUUACUGAUGCCCAGGAGGAGGAGUACUUCAGGAAGAGAUUCAGAGAUGAGAGGCAGGCCAGCAGAAUCAUCUCCCACAUCAAGACCUCCAGAAGCCUCCAGAUCAUGUGCCACAUCCCGGUCUUCUGCUGGAUCACUGCUACAGUUCUGGAGGAUCUGCUGAACACUGAUGAUGAAGGGGAGCUACCAAAGACCCUGACUGAGAUGUUCAUCCACUUCCUGGUGGUUCAGACCAAACUGAAGAACAUCAAGUAUGAUGGAGGAGCUGAGACUGAUCCAAACUGGAGUCCAGAGAGCAUGAAGAUGAUCCGGUCUCUGGGUAAGCUGGCUUUUGAGCAGCUGCAGAAAGGAAACCUGAUCUUCUAUGAACCAGACCUGAUGGAGUGUGGCAUCGAUAUCAGAGAAGCCUCCUGGUACUCAGGAGUGUUCACACAGGUCUUCAUAGAGGAGAAAGGACUGUUUCAGGACCAGGUUUAUUGUUUCGUCCAUCUGAGCUUUCAGGAGUUUCUGGCUGCUCUUCAUGUCCAUCUGACCUUCACCAACUCUGGAGUCAAUCUGCUGUCAGAAGAACCAUCAACCUCCCAGACACAGUUCUACCAAACAGCCGUGGACCAGGCCCUGCAGAGUCCAAAUGGACACCUGGACCUGUUCCUCCGCUUCCUCCUGGGUCUUUCACUGCAGACCAACCAGGAUCUUCUGAGAGGUCUGCGGAUGCAGACAGGAAGUAGCUCAGAGACUGAUCAGGACAACGUGGAGUACAUCAGGGAGAAGAUUGAAGAGAGCCUCAGUCCAGAAAAAAGCAUCAAUCUUCUUCACUGCCUGAACGAGCUGAAGGACCAUUCUCUGGUGGACCAGAUCCAGCAGUACCUUGGUUCAGGAAAACUUCAUCGACAGAAACUGUCUCCUGGUCAGUGGUCAGCUCUGGUCUUCAUCUUGCUCUCAUCAGAGAAAGAUCUGGAUGUCUUUGACCUGAGGAAGUACUAUGCUUCUGAGGAGGCUCUCCUGAGGCUGCUGCCAGUGGUCAGAGCCUCCAAGAAAGCUGUGCUGAGUGGAUGUAAUCUCUCAGAAGAAAGCUGUAAAGCUCUGUCAUCAGUCAUCAGCUCCCAGUCCUCCAAUCUGAGGGAGCUGGACCUGAGUAACAACGACCUGCAGGACUCAGGAGUGGAGAUCUUGUCUGAGGGACUGGGGAGUCCAAACUGUUUACUGGAAACCCUCAGGCUGUCAGGCUGUCUGAUCAGUGAUGAUGCGUGUUCCUUUCUGGCGGCAACUCUGACGUCCAACCCCUCCCACCUGAGAGAACUAGAUCUGAGCUACAACCACCUGAGUGAAUCAGGAGUGGAGCAGCUGUCACAGAAACGAGAGGAUCCACGCUGGAGACUGGACACUCUCAGGUUGGAGCCUGCUGGAGUCCAGUGGUUGAGACCAGGUCUAAGGAAAUAUUCUUGUGAACUCCAGCUCGACCCAAACACCAUGUACAGACAGAUCCAACUGUCCGACAACAACAGGAAGAUGACCUAUGUGGAGGAGGACCAGCCGUAUCCUGAUCAUCCAGACAGGUUUGAGGAGUGGCGUCAGGUGCUGUGUAGAGAUGGUCUGACUGGUCGCUGUUACUGGGAGGCGGACUGCCUCGGAUACGUGGAUGUGUCGGUGAGUUACAGAGGAAUCAGCAGGAGAGGAAACAGAGACGACUGUUCGUUUGGAAGGAACGAUCAGUCCUGGAGUCUCCACUGCACCAGUGAUGGUCGCUUUUGUGUGUGGCACAACAACAAAGGAACCAUCUCCUACUCCUCCGCCUCCCUGGCCUCAUCCGCCCCCUUCCACUCCUUAGGCCCGGUCUCUAACAGAGUAGCCGUGUAUGUGGACCAUCCUGCUGGCAUCUUGUCCUUCUACAUCGUCUCCUCUGACACACUGGUCCACAUCCACACCUUCAACACCACAUUCACUGAGCCGGUCUAUCCUGGGUUUAGUUUUGGGUUCAGUCUUCCUGGUUCAUCAAUGUCUCUGUGUUCCCUGUAGGAGGACCGUCCCAAAGCUAAGCAGGACAGCCAACUGUAUGUAAAGACUGACCACACGUUUCCACCUUCUUCUAGAAGCUCAGACUCAGACUGGAGGGGGCACAGAGU
This is a messenger RNA of Cheilinus undulatus (humphead wrasse), 2747 nucleotides long. Its product is annotated as NLR family CARD domain-containing protein 3-like. Lineage: Eukaryota; Metazoa; Chordata; Actinopteri; Labriformes; Labridae. Gene Ontology annotation, molecular function: protein binding. The record is from RefSeq and is a predicted model, not a curated record. Bases 1 to 2640 code for a protein of 879 amino acids. The transcript is spliced from 5 exons.